AUGUAUCUUGUCACAGGAACCUCCUCUGGUAUUGGUCUUGCCAUUGCAGGGUACCUUCUCGACCAAGGCGUCGAGGUUGUGGGCGUCUCCCGCCGUUCUACGCCGAUUUGCCACCCAAAAUUCCACCUUGUCCAGGGCGAUGUUGCUGAUCCCAAAGUCCAUGAACAAAUACUGGCUCUGGUGAACGGAAAACUAGACGGGGUGGUAUUCAAUGCAGGCAUUCUCGACGCUAUCACCAAGCUCGACGCAUCCGACGUCGAUGCAUGGCGCAGGGUUUUCGAGGUCAACCUGUUUUCAAUUGUAGGCAUUCUGCCUGUUUUAACUCCUUCUCUCCGCAAAUCUGAGGGAAAUGUUGUUUUUGUUUCCUCCGACGCCGCAACUGUCCCGUUCCAGGCAUGGGGUGCCUACGGAGCAUCGAAGGCCGCCGUUAACCAUUUGAGUAUGACCUUGGCCAAGGAGGAGCCCGCAAUCACUUCAGUUGCCGUCGCGCCCGGUAUUGUCGCUACACCCAUGCAGGAGAAUAUCCGUGAAAACCACACCUCUAGUGGCCAUAUGGACGACAAGGAGGCGAGCUAUUUCCAUGACAUGUAUCAAGAGGGUAAACUUGUCACUGCUGAACAGACAGGCAAGAUGUACGGCAAUUUAGUUCUUAAUGCCGGCAAGGAACUGAACGGAAAGUAUUACUGCCAUGACGAUGUCGCCCUCAAAUCAUAUAAUUAG
Molecule: messenger RNA, 720 nt
Organism: Wickerhamiella sorbophila
Lineage: Eukaryota; Fungi; Ascomycota; Dipodascomycetes; Dipodascales; Trichomonascaceae
Exons: 1
Coding region: 1-720 (239 amino acids)
Cellular component (GO): intracellular anatomical structure
Molecular function (GO): oxidoreductase activity, acting on NAD(P)H, oxygen as acceptor
Source: RefSeq, a predicted model, not a curated record